Molecule: messenger RNA, 1618 nt
Organism: Calidris pugnax (ruff)
Lineage: Eukaryota; Metazoa; Chordata; Aves; Charadriiformes; Scolopacidae
Gene: FAM180A
Product: family with sequence similarity 180 member A
Exons: 3
Coding region: 182-700 (172 amino acids)
Source: RefSeq, a predicted model, not a curated record
AGGAGACUUGGUUUGGGAGAGGAGCUGCACACUGACUUCAGCUGUACUCAGAAGAACAGACAGGUUCUCCUUCAAAGGGGGAGGGGGGAGAGGAAAAGCCAUUUAUUUAUUCCUGAAAAGAAAGGAGGUAGGAAAUAGAAAAGCUAGUAUACAGCUAGACAUACUUAUUUUAAAGAGAAGGAUGUUUUGGAAGACUUUGCCGCUGCUGCUGUUCUAUUACAGUGCUCAUGCCACUGUGACCAACAGAUGGAGCAGAGCUAUGCUUUUCCCAGCUGCUCAGCGAUUCAAGAGAUCCUCAGCUGCCUUCCUUAACCCAGUGCUACAGAACUCGCUGGAAGAUGUGGUCCUGCUUUAUGAGUUUCUUUUAGCUGAGCUUGACAUUGACAAACAUCAGAGGAUCUCCAUCAAAGAUGAGGAGCUCGCUUCACUGCGGAAGGCUGCUGAGUUUGACACCAUCUGCAAUGAGAUCAUCCCCAAGAGCAUCACAGAGAUCCGCAGGCUGAGUAGCAGGUUGUCUUCCUACCCAAGGGUCCUCAAGAAAGAAGACUUUGAAAGGACAGUGCUGACCAUGGUCUACGCGGCCUACAGGGCUGCUCAGUCCCAGGGGCACCAAAAAGACGCUUGGGCUGAAUCUUUUGUCAGUCUUUACAAAGCCCUGAAGCAUGACUUGAUGUUCCCGUACAACAAAGAGCCAUCAUAGCAGGAGACUUGAUGCAACAGCAACUCAGCCACUUUUUCUGGUUGAUAAGGGACACAUGUAGCACGUCCUCCACUUUAUUUGUAAAGAAUUUAAUAGCCUGCUUCAUGAAAGUUUAUUUGAGAUUAUUUGUUUUCUAGCUCCCUCUUGUGGAAUCCACUUUAUAGUUCCAUGUUAAAUGGGGAAAAACGUUAUCGUCAGUCCUGGGAAUUUGAUUUUUAUGCUGGCUUGGAGGCACAUUCUGUGACAGGCAAAGAAGGGAGUCUGCUGUACAUCCCAGACAGACAUAUCCUUAUUUCAUCCUGUGAGUUUCCUAUAAGCAAUACAUAAGCAUAUUACACUUAUGCUCACAUACCUAUGAGUGUUGCUGAAGAAUGCUGCUUCCUAGCUGGGGAAUCAAGUUCAUAUUUUGCCUGGCCAGUAAAAGAAUAUAAAUAAUAAAGAGAUGCAAAGGCCCUCUGUAAAAGAAAGACGUUUCAUAACUGUCAGCCUUCAGAAAUUAUGCCAAAUAUUAUUCAUUCCAAAUAUUCUUGUAAAUAAGCACUGUCUGAUUCACUUCAUUUGGCUGAGCCAGAUUUUAAUUCCAAUAACAUUUGCAGAAGACAAAGGGCAUUGUGAAUACGAGCAGCAAACAAUGCCUGGGAACAUAUUCACUGCUUACCUAGAGCCACCCUCCCCAGCUGUCUGCAAUGAUUCUUUCAUUAUUUGCACAUGACUUUGCUUCUGCUCCUUGUUUUUUUUUUUUUAAGGGAACAUGUAUUUGUCCUCAGUGGAGUCAAAGGCAAGACAAAGGCCCUGUUUAAUUUAACAAUGACACAUUUUUCCUGGUUCUGUCUCUUGAACAUAGGUCAUCGAAACCCAUGCUUCAGAAUCCCCAUGAGGCAAGGGAAGAAGGUGCAUUAAAACAUACCUGGUGCUGAA